This is a messenger RNA of Psylliodes chrysocephalus, 1012 nucleotides long. The record is from the annotation of a GenBank genome assembly. Lineage: Eukaryota; Metazoa; Arthropoda; Insecta; Coleoptera; Chrysomelidae.
UUAUACAUAUUAUGUUGAAUUAUUUUUGUUAGGUUAUUCAUUUCGGCGAACAUUGUUGAAACCCAUGAGCGAUCAAUUUUUGCCAGAUUUGAUUCGCUUGACAAAUAUUUCCGGAUUCGAUAAUAGAUCCAAUGACGUCGUUUACUGCAGACCGUCAACAAACGUCGAAAAUCCAAAUGUUUGCGUAUUUUUCGGAGGAGAUGUACAGGAUUUUACAGAAAACAUGCUUAGUCACAGAGACAACAAAAACCACGUACAAUGGAACUUGGAAAAUACGGCUAAAUUGUUGCAACAUAGCUUUGUUGACAGUCAUAUAGUUGUGGUACGACCAGUAAGGAUGGAAUACCGAACAUUUAGCUGUUACGAAAACUUCGUACAGUGCACACAUUGCGGUGUUCCGGAGCAUUUACCCAUGUACAAUGGUUUGCAGCAUCUGGAAGAACUCUUACACAACGUGUCUGUAAAAAUUCAAAACAUGACAGAGCAGGAGUUAAACGACAGCGUUCAAAUAGCUAAAAAUGGACUUGUCGAUGGAACCAAUUCGCCACAAAAUGCAGCAAAUAUACCCACCAGAAAUACGUUAAAUCUAGACGAAUGUAACGUUACUUUGGUAGGAUUCAGUAAAGGAUGUGUGGUUCUAAAUCAAUUCCUUUACGAAUUUGAUUACUACAGUAGCAACGCUGUGGCUACAAAUUUAAAGAUAAUUCCAAAAAUUCGGGAGAUGUAUUGGUUAGACGGUGGACAUUCCGGGGGUAAAAAUACUUGGAUGACGUCUGCAAAUUUGUUGGAAAGUAUAGCUAAAUUAGGAAUAAGAAUCAUGGUCCACGUGACACCGUAUCAAAUAGAGGACGAACGCCGACCAUGGAUCAAAAAGGAGGAGAAGCUAUUUAGCGAUACGCUGAAAAAAUUGGGGGUACCAAUUCGUAGAAUAGUUCAUUUCGAUGACAUUCCAGCUAGCAUUCAAAAUCAUUUUAACGUCCUUAAUGUUUUCAAGAGCGCUGAUAAUUCGUGA